Messenger RNA from Medicago truncatula (barrel medic), 700 nucleotides. Lineage: Eukaryota; Viridiplantae; Streptophyta; Magnoliopsida; Fabales; Fabaceae. The record is from RefSeq and is a predicted model, not a curated record.
AAACAAGAUUAGAAUACAGAUAUAUAUUCUUGUCCAAAUCCCCAAAAGGAAAAAAAAAAAAUGGGAGGCAAUUUAUCCAACAUGGAGCAUGGUCAUACAUCAGCAAAGUCAUUAUCAUCUCACAUUCUUACCUUCCAUUCCACUGCUAAAUGGAAGGCUUACUUUGAUGCCUCCAAAGAAACUAACAAGCUGAUGGUUAUUGAAUUUACGGCUGCAUGGUGUGGACCUUGCAAAUACAUGGAUCCAAUCAUUCAAGACUUUGCUGCAAAAUACAUCAAAGUAGAUUUCAUCAAGAUUGACGUGGAUGAAUUAAUGAGUAUCUCUCAAGAGUUUCAAGUGCAAGCAAUGCCAACAUUCAUACUGAUGAAGAAAGGAAAAGUUGUUGACAAGGUUGUAGGGGCAAAAAAGGAAGAGCUUGAAAAGUUGAUUGAGAAGCAUCAAAACUAAGCCUCUAAUCUUGCAUGUGAUCAUAAAGAACAUGAAUAAGGAUAAAUUAUUCGAUUUAUCUCCUUUCAUACCACAUUUACAUGUUGGUAUGACUUAGAUUGAAACUUUUUCUUUUCCAAAUGGUUUUUGACGUGCAAAGCGUUUUUUUUUGUAACUUUAAGCGAGAUUUUUUUUGAAUUUAUAUGUACUACAAGUGUAAAUUUUUUACACAUGAUUUAAUUGAAUUUCACCAUGACAUGAUAUUAGGUAUGAA